Messenger RNA from Glycine soja, 1495 nucleotides. RefSeq names its product altered inheritance of mitochondria protein 32-like. The record is from RefSeq and is a predicted model, not a curated record. The coding region runs from base 137 to 1234 and encodes 365 amino acids. Lineage: Eukaryota; Viridiplantae; Streptophyta; Magnoliopsida; Fabales; Fabaceae. The transcript is spliced from 5 exons.
UUGAUAGAUGGUUGAGAAACGUGAAAUGAAAGAGUUGAAUUGACUUUUUGGAAGUGAAGCGUGUUGUUGAUCAAGAAGGUACGCUUGGAGUCGUUUUCUUCAUUACGUAUGUCUUUUCUUAAUUAAGAGAGAGAGCAUGCCGUUGUUAUCUCAUACAAUAAUCACUCCCAUUCUCUCUCGUAACAACCGUCGUUGCUUUUCUCUCAUGGCUGCUUCCGCCGCAUUCGACGACGCCAAGCACGGCUUUUCUCGGCCGGAGAUGUACAAGGAAAACCUCGCCGGCACCUUGGACGCCUACGACCGCCACGUGUUCCUCUGCUACAAGAACCACCUCGCCUGGCCGCCUCGCCUCGAGGCCUCCGACGCCGAUCCUCUUCCCAAGCGCGUCGCCACCGUCUGGAGAGCUCGCAAAAACGACAUCGCCGUCAAGCAGACGAAAAUCACGGUGUGCGAGGCGCGUGAGGAGGCAGGUUUCUCCGACGGUGAUGCGUUGAUUUUCCCCGACAUGAUCAAAUACAGGGGUGUGGAGGAGUCAAACGUGGAUGUGUUUUUUAAUGAUGUGAUAGUGAGUGGUAAAGAGUGGAGUGGUGGAAAGCAAGGGAAGGGGGUGUUGAAGGGUUCGCAUAUAUUUGUAUGUGCUCAUGGAAGUCGUGAUGUGCGGUGCGGUGUUUGUGGGCCGGUUCUGAUGGACAAGUUCAAUGAGGAAAUUCAGCUGAGGGGAUUGAAGGAUCAGAUAUCUGUUUUGGCCUGUUCUCAUAUCGGUGGCCAUAAGUAUGCUGGGAAUGUAAUCAUAUUCUCUCCAGGAUCAGAUGGAAAAAUCAUGGGUCAUUGGUAUGGCUAUGUUACUCCGGAUGACGUGGCAGCCUUGUUGGACCGACAAAUUGCCAAGGGAGAGGUCAUAAAAAAACUUUGGAGGGGUCAAAUGGGGCCACCCGGUGCCGAAAUCAAGGUAGCAGAUGACCAUAAACUUGCUAACGGAGUUUAUAAUAACAAGGCCAAUCUAAGCAACAAUGAAAAUGUUACAGGAUGCUGUCAGGGUGUUAAUGGGGUUUCUUGCUGCAGGACUGCAAGUUUUGAUGAUAAAACCGCAGAAGCAUAUAAAAAGCAAGGGAGCAAUAAUAUAAGUUGGUGUUUGCCUGUAUUAAAGAAGCGUGACAUUCUUACGGCUGGUGGUAUACUUGGAGCUUUGGCAGCUGUUGCUGUAGCUUUCAGAUUUUACAGAAGGGCAAGUUGAAAUUCACUUUAUUCUCAAGAUUUAGAUCUCAAGGGAUCUGAUUUAGUUGGUUGAAAAUGAUGUAUGAUUAUUUUAAAUUUUCUCGAUUCCUGCGUAUUAAAAAAAAUUCUCAAGUUUUAGAUUCAUGGGGGAUGUAGUGAUGAGAACUUUUGUUAUUACUUUUUUAAAUUCAACGUCAUUGUGAUUGUGUUGUAUUUGUUUCUUUACGUUGCUGGUUUUCUGGUAAAUUCAAAGUUUCUGGUUGAUUGCUUUUGUUGUUUA